This is a messenger RNA of Ogataea angusta, 654 nucleotides long. RefSeq lists its product as uncharacterized. Bases 1 to 654 code for a protein of 217 amino acids. Gene Ontology annotation, cellular component: clathrin coat of coated pit; plasma membrane; clathrin coat of trans-Golgi network vesicle. Gene Ontology annotation, molecular function: clathrin heavy chain binding; structural molecule activity. NCBI's taxonomy places the organism in Eukaryota, Fungi, Ascomycota, Pichiomycetes, Pichiales, Pichiaceae. The record is from RefSeq and is a predicted model, not a curated record. Gene Ontology annotation, biological process: clathrin coat assembly; clathrin-dependent endocytosis; intracellular protein transport. The transcript has a single exon.
AUGGCUGACAAGUUCCCCGAAUUAGAAGGCGUUGACAGCACCGAUGUGGCCGACAGCGGAGACUUCUUGAAGCGCGAAAAGGAACUUCUGGGCAACGAAUUCGCAACCGAACAGGACAAGAUCGCAGAGGAUGACGACGAUUUCGACGAUUUCAAGAGCCAGUUCCCUGAGGUGUCGACAAAUGCCAAUGACGUUGCUCCUGAGGCAGAGAGCGAGGAGGAACCGAAGGAGGCCAUUUUCGAGGAGCCGGUGACAAACAAGUUUGCAAAUCUCAACCUGGAAGAGAGCACCCACAUCCAAGAGUGGCGCAAGGCCAGAGAGCUGGAGAUCGCCAAGAGAGACGAACUGGCCGCAAAGAAACUGGAGGAGAUCAAGAAGGAGGCCGAAAAGGCCAUUGACGACUUCUACGAGAACUACAACAACAAAAAGGACGAGGCCGUGGAGGCCACUCGCAGAGAGGAGGCCGAGUUUCUGGAGAAAAGGGACAGAUUCCUCGAGAGAGGAACGGUCUGGGACCGUGUGGUGGAGCUGCUGAGCCUGACGAAGAACUCCAACGCUUCGGAUCUUGCGGGCUACAGAGACAAGUCCAAGUUCAGAGACUUACUGAUGUCGUUGAAAGGCAAGGAGGACGUUCCAGGGGCGGCCGGAUAUUAG